Molecule: messenger RNA, 1422 nt
Organism: Scomber japonicus (chub mackerel)
Lineage: Eukaryota; Metazoa; Chordata; Actinopteri; Scombriformes; Scombridae
Gene: gja3
Product: gap junction protein, alpha 3
Exons: 1
Coding region: 1-1422 (473 amino acids)
Biological process (GO): cell communication
Cellular component (GO): connexin complex
Source: RefSeq, a predicted model, not a curated record
AUGGGCGACUGGAGCUUUCUGGGGCGGCUGUUGGAGAACGCUCAGGAGCACUCGACGGUCAUCGGCAAAGUCUGGCUGACUGUCCUCUUCAUCUUCAGGAUCCUGGUGCUGGGGGCCGCGGCCGAAGAAGUCUGGGGCGAUGAGCAGUCUGACUUCACCUGCAACACCCAGCAGCCCGGUUGCGAGAACGUCUGCUAUGACGAGGCCUUCCCCAUCUCGCACAUCCGCUUCUGGGUGCUGCAGAUCAUCUUUGUAUCCACGCCGACUCUCAUCUACCUGGGCCAUGUGCUGCACAUCGUCCGCAUGGAGGAAAAGCGGAAAGAGAAGGAGGAGGAGAUGCGCAAAGCAAAUAGGUUCCAAGAGGAGAAAGAACUCCUUUAUAGAAAUGGUGGAGAUGCUAGUGGAGGAGGCGGAGGCGGCAAGAAGGAGAAGCCGCCUAUCAGGGACGAGCAUGGCAAAAUCCGUAUCAGAGGUGCAUUGCUGCGUACCUAUGUGUUCAACAUUAUUUUCAAGACCCUGUUUGAAGUGGGAUUCAUUUUGGGCCAGUAUUUCCUCUAUGGCUUCCGGCUGAGGCCCCUGUACAAGUGUGCACGUUGGCCCUGCCCCAACACUGUGGACUGCUUCCUUUCGCGGCCCACUGAAAAGACUAUUUUUAUUAUAUUUAUGCUUGUGGUGGCUUGCGUGUCUCUUUUGCUGAAUUUGUUAGAGAUCUAUCACCUUGGAUGGAAGAAAGUUAAACAGGGCAUGAAAAAUGAGUUCGCCCCUGACCAUGAGUCGCUGCGCCGUGCCAACAUCGCACAGCCUGAGUGUUUGGCCUCGGCCUCCAGAACUGCCCCCUCCACCCUCAGCUAUCCUCCCAACUACACAGAUGUGACGGCGGGCAGUGGGGCAUUCCUGCCGCCCCUGGGGCCGGCAGCCGUUCCCUCAGCGGCGGAGUUUAAGAUGGACGACCUCCAGCAGGAGGGGUCCCUCCGCCAACCCUCCCCUUCUUCCCACUACUACAUCAGCAACAACAACAACCACAGGCUGGCCACGCAGCAGAACUGGGCCAACCUGGCCACCGAGCAGCAGACUCGGGAGAUGAAGGCCACCUCCCCCUCCCCCUCCUCCUCUUCCGCCGCCAGCAGCGACAACGAGCAGCAGCAGCAGCCCGUCGAUGCGUCGCUGCUCCUUUCCAACAGCAAUACCAACAGUAACACCAACACGACUGCCGCUGCCGCCUCCAGCAGCAGCAGCAGCGGCCCAGGCUCCAACGCAGGCAGCUGGGGUGGGGGGAAGAGCGAGCAGGAGGAUGGCCACGUCACCACCACCACAGUGGAGAUGCAUGAGCCUCCAAUAAUGGUCAACACAGACCCUCGGCGGCUCAGUCGGGCCAGCAAGAGCAGCAGCAUCAGGGCCAGGCCGAAUGACCUGGCUGUCUAA